Stylophora pistillata is the source of this 6990-nucleotide messenger RNA. RefSeq lists its product as uncharacterized. NCBI's taxonomy places the organism in Eukaryota, Metazoa, Cnidaria, Anthozoa, Scleractinia, Pocilloporidae. Gene Ontology annotation, molecular function: ubiquitin protein ligase activity; metal ion binding; netrin receptor activity. Gene Ontology annotation, biological process: protein polyubiquitination; netrin-activated signaling pathway; ubiquitin-dependent protein catabolic process. Gene Ontology annotation, cellular component: membrane. The record is from RefSeq and is a predicted model, not a curated record.
AACGGUUUCAGAUGGCGGUGAGAGAUCUCAAAGGCGCGGUAGACCUGGACCAUGCAAAUGAAAGAAACUGAAAAGUAAUUUUUGUGAUACUUUUUACUUAUCGACCGCACUUUUCCUCUCUUUAAUACUCAGUAUACUUGUGCGAAGCUUCCUAUUUCCCUUUUUUAAAGAAAUCUGGUUACUUCGGUUAUUUCAGCUACGCUAAGAACUGCAUACGAAGAAGCUAAAGUUCUGUUUCAAGCUUAUCGACGGAAACAAGGACUGUGGAAACAAAAAAGGUUCGUUGCGAGAGAAACGUUUCAGCGUCAGUUGGAACUUAUGAGGUGGAAGGUCCUGGAAGCUUCAGAGAAGCGUCGUCAAAUACUGGAAGAAGGGGAGUCGAAAAGGAACGAGGGAGCACUGCGUGAUUGGUGGCAGAGCGAGUUGUUAAAGGAGGCAGAGAGUAAACUGAAGAGGCUGGAAGUAGAAGAACAGGCUGCUCAGACUAAGAAAGUUAUUUCAGCUGAGCUAAGAACUGCAAACGAAGAAGCUGAAGUUCUGUUUCAAACUUAUCUACGGAAACAGAAAGAACUGUUGGAAAGAGAGAGAUUGUUUGAGGAUGAAAUGUUUCGGCUCGAGAGGGAGCUUUGGAGGAAGGAGGUUGUAGGACCUUUAGAGAAGCCUAGUCAAAUAUUACAGGAAGGGGAAUUGAAGAGGACCGAGGGAGUACUGCGUGAUAGGCGGCAGGGCGAGGAGGCAACGGAAGCAGCGAGUAAACUGAAGAGGGUGGAAGUAGAGGAAGAGGCCACCCAGAACAAGAAAGCUGAAGACAGCAAAGAUACCACGGCAUCAAAAAUCGUAACCGAUAAAGGAGCAUCACUGAGCGUAAAAGGCGUUAACUUGAUCUGUCCUCCUGGAGCCGUGAAAGAUCCUGUCAGAAUCCAACUUACCUUGGAAGAACCUCACAGAUACUGUUACCUGAUAGCUCGAUGUGAUCUCCACAACGAUGUGUCAUUUGUUGCUCCCAUCAUCAACUGUCAACCAAACGGCCAGAAGUUCGAAAAAUCUGUCACUCUGAGGGUUACAUUAAACAGCAAAAGAGUGGAGUCAGACGGUGAUCUCCUCGUUUUACAUGGAACUCGAACCGGUCAAAACCAAAUGAUACAUUGGGAGGACGUCACUGGUGAUUCCAGAUUUGAUUUGCAAACGCAGAAACUAGAAGUUAGGAUCAGCCAGUUUUCAUUCUUUAAAACUCUAAAGGUUUUAACAGUGGUAAACACCAAAAAAAUUGUAACCCGGCUGAACCUUAUGCCCUUCAACUAUAACUUGUCAGUCCUCCUCAAAACUAAUCAGCAGCAAAGAGCCUUUGAUGAACUUGCCCUUGUGUUCAUGAGCCAAGACACCUACCAGGAGGAAUACUACAGAGAUCAUGAUGAUUCUGCCAUAAUGCGGCUUAAAAAAGAUGGAUUUGAAGAGCUUCCUACUAACUCCACAAAUGCACAGGGAAACGUCUGCAUUUACAACAACGAAACCUUAAUAAUAUCAAUUCAACUCGGCGAGGAUUACAAACUGGUAAACAACCAGAAAGAAUGCUUUGAAGUUGUGGUGGACUCACCUGUUUGGUGGAAUACUGGACAUGCGAUCCAAUUAUCUUUACAAGCUUCUAACACGAAUUCAAAAAUUGUUUGUGGAAAGAUCCUUGUGAAAGGCGAGCAUGGACACGUUCGGGAGAGCAAGUUUUGCCAAGAAGAUCUGCGUGGCUAUGUGAGACACGUUCUUGCUGUGGAGAGAGCAAUUUUUAACGUGAAGGCCAUCGCUCAAAAGCUUGAAUUACCCGCAGAAACUCAGCAUCAAGUUGUUGCAUGUUGGCAAAGCGAGGCAGAACAACUGGAGCUUACAUUAAUACACUGGAGGGAAAAGCAUAGGGAUGCAGCAAAUCCGAAUGAUCUGAAAAAAGCCCUUGAGGACUUAGAACCUGAAGAAUACAAGGUGAAAGAGAGAGGACAAAUGCACAUCGAACACUUAAGAGAGUUGGCAUUCAAAAUCACAGGUUUACGAAAUCAGAACUCUGACCUAAUGACAUAUUUUGGUCUUGAAGUUAAGAAGCUUUGCAGCGCAGUUUUAAGAGACUGCUGUAUUGAGAACGAAACCUCCAAAGGAGAGAUGGAAUUAGCGAUUCAAACGGAGAAUUUUGCCUCCGUUCUUGUGAUGAAAAAGCGACUACCAGAGAGCUUUGGAAAAACCUGCACGCUCAUGUUCUCCUCUCAAGAGAAUGGAUUCAUUACAAGUAGUUUCCUAUGCAUCGUUUCUGAGCUCAUCCAAGCCAUUAAAGAAAUCUUCCGAGAGGAGAAAAUUCAACGAAUACCGAGUGGAUUGCAAGGAGUGGAGGAGGGGGAAACGCUCCAAAAAAUUACCUCAGGCAUUCGAGAUGCUGCUCAUGAUAAGAAUAUUUUCAAACUUUGGAAUGAGGUGUGCCAUAUUCUCGAGAUUCUGUGUCGAGCCAAUAACGAUGACCGACAAAGAGAAUCACAGAUACAACGCUGGAGAAGAUGCGCCAUGAUGAUUGAAAUGUUGUCUUUUCUGGAAAAGUUCUUUCAAUGUACUGAAGGACGUAGAUUGUACAAAAGAUUGGAAUUUUUUUCCUACCUUCUCGGAGACAUUAUGUCAAACCCUGUAGCUUUUGAGGGGAGCUUCUCCCGUGAUUUCCACAAUGUUGCAGUAAGUUUGUUGAAGUUCGCUAAGUUUGAUCCAUCACACCUUGUGCGAUUUGAACUAAAAAACCCAACUAACUCGAUAAAUUACCAGACAAAAGAUGGCAUAAAGUACGAUAUGUCGAAAGACAUGUUUUCUCAGCUCUUUGGGAUGAUCAAGAGGUGUGAUGAAAACUUGCAACUUGAGGCUACUGCACGUGUUCACAUCGGUGGACAACUUCUCGCACUUGGAGCAUUUGAAGCAAUAAUCAUCCUUCCUGAGCCAUGCAGAAAGGUUGUUGAAAAUGCUCCCAUCGCUUCAUUUCCAGUAUUAUUCAAAAGUGAAACUGACGGAGAAUCUUCGAACCUAAGAGUUACUCUGUAUUCUACGGAGAAAGACAAAAUCAGCAAGGCUCUGGAAUAUUUGCAGAUUGAGUUAGAUGGACAAUUGAGCCUCUCAAAACAAACAGAAAUUAAGGAAACCAGCCUGAAACUUUUGAACGUCGCCAAAGCAGGGACAAGCCUUAGACUACGUUUGACCCACAUAUGGGGAUCAAGGACCAUAGGUGUUGAAAGCAACAGUUUUGUGCCUCAGCCGCUGGGAUAUUCAUCUUUAGAAACUCGGAACAAUUUGGAAAUAACAGAUGAGUCUGAUCAACAAGCGAUUGGGGAAUCGUCAGUUUUACCACCUGCAGGAACAAGCAAAUACUUUGCGGAUAACAACAAAAGAGGCAACUUCAUGACUGGCCCGUCUAGUGCUGGACUAACUCCUCUCUCAACAAGGUCAACUGAAGUAAACGUUGAUAACUAUACCGAUCACCCUGUCAGCAUGGAGGGUCACGUUUGUGUGACUGUAGAGAACCUUGAUCAGCAGCACAGCGUUUUCUAGAGGCUGGACCAAGAGCUGCUACAAACAGAAUUACAACUGUUAUUGGAGAGAUUAAGUAAAUCGAUAACUUUGGAAUGAAAUUUCAUUUGCUGAGUUCUGAUGGGGAGUUGUCUAAAACUGUAGAAAUUAAAGCCAUCGUUCACAGCCGAGAAAAUAGCGACCGAUUGAAUUUUCUCGCCUUAGAAAAGUAGAUGAAGUAUUGAAGAUGACUUUAUAGUCAUAGCUAGCUGAUACAAAAACGUUUAUAUCCAUCUAUACACAUACCUUUAAUUUCCUUUUAAAAUGGUGACGGACGAUGCAUGUAUAUUGCACAUUAAAGGAACAACACCUCUUUUGUUAUUGUUCGAAGGUGAAUCAAAGACUUCGGAAAUUUUGAAACCAGCUAUUAUACUUUACUCUGUUAAUGGAAAAGAAAAGGUGUCUAUAUUUAGUAGAUAAUAUAUAAAUAAAUGUGGGGGUAGAGUCUACCUUGGCAUAAAGUGCUCAAUGCUGUGGUAGUAGAGCUAAGUAUACAUAAGUUAAAGAAUUAAAGAGGACGCAUCGAUUUUCUGUGACUCUGAGUUGGGCGCCUAAGCGCUCGUCAAACAGAAAGAGCUUAGGCGCGAAACUUAGAGUCACAGAGAAUCGAUGCGUCCUCUUUAACUCUUUGGCAUUAUAAAGCUUUGCUUUUAGGAUUCAUUAUAGUAAAGACAUGUGUUUCGAUUGCAUAGGCAUAUAGCUCUUUCCUGGUGACUAUUAUUCUAUGGAGUAAUUUGUAGUUAAAUUCUAUAGGUUUAUUUUCUUUGCAUGUUUUGCUUAUCUGAGUGAAGGCUAGGUUCAGUUAAAAUUAUCCAGGUUAAGAUCUUUUGGCCAUUUCUUUUGACCAGUGGGUUCGAUUUUGGUCGCAUUACCGUACAGCCAGUAGUAAUCUUUGCAAUUCAUUUUCGUUAAAUCUAUGACAAUGGAGUCAGAGAUUUUGUAGGAAGUGCUGCCUAAGAAAUUAUGUUUGUCGAUGGGAGGUGCGGUUCUCGCCUUCUCAAGUAGAUAUUUUGGUAUCGCUGAAAGAACUUGAAGAAAAUUUAAAAAAUUACAUUUCAUGUUAUAUCUUUGUUGGAAUGUUUGAAAUGAUAAAAAUUUUCCAUUGCAAUCGAGAAAAUCCUUAAUUGAUAAGACCGCCUUUUCUGACCAAUUUAAGUAGAAUAUUGAAUUGCCAUCGAUUUUAAUCUCCUCGUUGUUAAACAAAAGAAGAUCUGACAAGUAGUUGGGUCUGUAGAGGGUCUUUAGUUCACGAAAAUUCAUCAGGAUUUGCCUGUGAAAAGGUGGAAGGCCGGAUUUCGCCAAAACCUUAUUGUCAUAAUUACAGUGAAGGAGAAAGUUGAGAUCGCCAAACUUUUCAAUUAAGUGAUUCGGGAUUGAUUUCCAGGCCUCAGGCAAGUGAAGAUCGACUGUCAAAAGUCUUGAGAUCCAAGCUAGAUUUGAAGACUUAAAAAGGAUUUCGAUGUUCUGAGCACGUAAACCACCAUUGGAAAUAAUCUAGGUACAUAACAUCCCUUUUUAUUUUGUCUUGUUUGUCAUUCCAGAUAAAAUUGAAGAUACCACUCUUAAUCGUGGGAAUGUAGGUGUUAGGAAUUGUGAGAUGAGAAAUACCCAAACAUUUCACAAUGAGGCAUUUACCAAGUAAGGACAGGCCACGCACCCGUGUCACAUUUUCACACGGGUGGCCCACGGACCCUCCAAUUGUCCAAUUUUGUUUUCAUGUUGUCAAUUUUCCGGUCUAGGUUUUUCUUAUUCUUUUCUUUCUCUUCUUUCUCAUUGUAAAAGAUAAAAGUUCCCAGGGCUCUGACUGGAUCAGCUGUCCACUUUAGCUCGAAAGGUUUGGAGUUGUUAAAUCUCCAGGGACCUAACCAUAUAGCUUUUGUCUUUUCCACGUUUAGCGAAAGACCCGAGAAACUUCCAAAUGGAUCAAUCGGUGUUAUCGAGUUUUGUACCGAAUUUAAGUUUCUUAGAAAUAGCGCGGUGUCAUCUGCGAAUUGACUGACCUUGUGCUCUGUUUGGAAUAGCUGAAUUCCCUCUACUUUGUUAUCUUUCCUUACCUUAGCAGCCAAUAUUUCCACCCCUAAAAUAAAUAGAUACGGAGAGAGAGGGCACCCUUGUCUAACUCUCCUUGAUACUUUAAAAAAAUCUGUUGUGAAUCUAUUAUGCAAGACAGCACUUUGGGAAUUUGUAUGGAGCGUCAUAAUCCACGGUUUUAAGCAGGGUCAAAAAUUGAAAAGACUCAGAGUUUGCUGGAUGAAGUUCCAUUCUAUUGUAUCAAAGGCUUUCCUUAAGUCCAAUAAGAGGUAUACCGGCGAUAUCUUGUUGUUCUGUUUGUUCCAUUAAAUCAUUAAUCAAUCUAAUAUUUUGCCUAAUGCAUCUGUCUUUCAUGAAGCCCGUCUGACUGCUGUUAAAUACGUACGGAAGAACUUUUUCUAUUCUUAAUGCGAUGGUUUUUGGUGCAAUUUUAUAGUCUAAAUUUAAGAUUUAACAAAGUUAUAGGUCGCCAGUUUGAUAACUCGUGUAAGUCGGAAUUUUCUUUAGAGAUCAUUGCUAUUACUCCCUCAACCCCCACUCCUCGAAUACCUAAUAAUUUUGAUGAGUUCCCGUUUUAGUUUAGGGUCCUUGAUAUUGGAGUAUUUUUGGAUAGUGGUAGGGUAAUUAUUUAAUUUCCAAAGGCGUGGAGCUGGGAUCGCGCUUACUAUUUGUGAGGUUGAGGCGUAAUUUAACAGCUUUAUGUUCCGGGGCUAUUGAGAUUUUUGUACCCACUUCAGCGACUUGACAGGCGAUGGAUUUAGCGACCAGAAAAAAAUCCAUCCGUGAUUUGACUUUCGUGCGACUGAUUCGUAAGUAAAACACAGCUUUAACAAUGAGGUGAUUUAUUAUCGUCGCUGUAAGGCAUCCCUUCUUAGCUAGGUCUACCGUUGAGACCGACGUACAUUUAAGGACACUGAAUGCCUUUUUUAUGAAAGUGUCCAUUGAAUUUCAGCCGUGCAGUUUUAAAAAGCUCGUUAGAGUUGAGUUGGAGCAUCCUUAUCAAUUUGGUCCCGUUCGCUAAAAAUAGAGAUCGCAUUUAGAAAACCUAAAUUUUUUAGGACAAUAUUAUGUCUGUAUUUUGUGUAUAUUUUAUUAUGUAUCAAGAACUAUGUUCUGACAAAGUUGAGGCACUUUCCUUGUUUUAAUUUUUUCAACCUUUAAGAGAGACCUAUGGCUUUGAGUGUCACGCAAUAAGGGCAGAGGCUUGAAUCUGUCACGCUGAACACCGUGGAAAAUUAACUUUUCCAGGGGGUGGGGGUAGUGUUUGAGGAGACUGUAUGAUUAAGAUAAAAAGUGCUUUACAGGUAAAAAUAACAAAAACGCUUUAAGCUGUAUGGUUUUACUUCAAGGUUGAGAGUUCAUCACUAAAACCACAAAAAGAAA